Molecule: messenger RNA, 1125 nt
Organism: Pleurotus ostreatus (oyster mushroom)
Lineage: Eukaryota; Fungi; Basidiomycota; Agaricomycetes; Agaricales; Pleurotaceae
Exons: 4
Coding region: 1-1125 (374 amino acids)
Cellular component (GO): mitochondrion
Molecular function (GO): molybdenum ion binding; oxidoreductase activity; molybdopterin cofactor binding
Source: RefSeq, a predicted model, not a curated record
AUGUCCUCAACCAUGACUACCUCCUACACUAUACCCAUGGUAUACGAUGAAGAACCUCCACACUCCGAUCUACUCGUCAUCCAAGGUGUUCAGCCAUUCAAUGCAGAGCCUCGUGCUCCAGCGUUGGUAGAAUUUCCGUACACGCCAGAGGAGCUAGUAUAUUGCCGCAACCAUGGUCCGGUGCGGGACUUCGAUGACGAUGCGUACCGCGUCACUGUCAAAGGCAUAGUCGAUAGAGAAGUUGUCCUCAGCAUGAAGGCAUUGCGAGAGGACUUCCCAAAAGUCCGAGUAAUCGCAGCGCUGCAGUGCGCAGGGAACCGUCGCAAAGAGAUGGGUGCCAUCAAACCUGUUCAUGGUGUCGCUUGGGGCGAUGGGGUUAUAGCCAACUGCAGUUGGAGUGGCGUGCGGCUUCGUGAUAUAUUGAACCACACAGGUUUAUCCGACAAUAACGCCAACUUGCAUGUGUGCUUUGCAUCGUAUGCAACUCUCUGCCAAGAUGACGAGUAUUAUGGUGCCUCUGUGCCUCUCGAUCAUGCUCUCAACCAGGAAAACGAGGUGCUGCUAGCAUACGAGAUGAACGAUGAACCGCUCUCCCCUGACCACGGUGGACCACUUCGAGUCGUGGUGCCGGGUUACCUAGGUGCUCGAUGGGUCAAAUGGGUGGACACCAUCUCGGUGUCCUCGUCCGAGUCACCCAACUUUUACCAGCAACGGGACUACAAAGUCCUUCCACCAGAUGUUGAAUCGAAAGCGGCUGCUCAACCUCUUUGGCCUAAAUACCCAGCAAUGACAUGCCUUCCGCUCAACACUGUUAUUGGCUCUGUAACGAAACUUCCUUCUUCAUCAGGGAUCCUCGUCAAAGGCUAUGCGAUUGGAGGACCGGAUGGCAACGUUGAAUCGGUCGAAGUCUCUGUCGACAGUGGUGUAUCGUGGGUUUCGGCGAGGAUCACCUAUCAAGAGGGACCCUGGAGCUGGGUGUUAUGGGAGGCUACCGUAGCGAGCGCCGCAGACAAAGGACAGGUAUUCAGCCGUGCCAAAGAUGUGAAGGGAAAUGUACAACCCAAAGAGGGGAUUUGGAACCUCCGAGGCGUGGCUUUCAACGCUUGGGGACAAGGUUCAUGGUGA